Messenger RNA from Saprolegnia diclina VS20, 2228 nucleotides. RefSeq lists its product as hypothetical. The transcript is spliced from 22 exons. Gene Ontology annotation, biological process: RNA 3'-end processing. Gene Ontology annotation, molecular function: nucleotidyltransferase activity. The record is from RefSeq and is a predicted model, not a curated record. NCBI's taxonomy places the organism in Eukaryota, Oomycota, Saprolegniomycetes, Saprolegniales, Saprolegniaceae. The coding region runs from base 17 to 2128 and encodes 703 amino acids.
GUCAUUUCCUCGAAAAAUGCGGCAACACCGACCGACGACGACGGGCGGCCCGCCGCCGCCGGGCUUCAACUUCAACUUGGACCAUGCGAUGGCAGGGAUGCAUCUCGGCCAUGGGCGCCCCGCGCCGCACCACGAGCCGCCGAUGAAGCUCGAGGUGGGCAUUGUCGUGCAGCCGACGACGACGCCAAACCAGUCGAUCCGCGUCGCCGUGACGCUUCCGGCGCAGCUCGUUGAGAAGGAGCUCUCGCUGGUCAUGGGCCUCUUCCGCGCCGGCCACGCCAACCAGAAUCGCCCGAUUUUCCUUCGCUCGCUGCAGUUUGAUUUGCGCAAGCGCCUCCCGCUGGUCACGACGCGCCUCCAGGUCAAGGCGCCCAAGACCAUUGGCGAGUUUGAGUUUCGCGCGUUCAACGAAGAUGCAGGUCCCGACAUCAUCUUUGCGUCGAGCGGUCCGCUCAAGGUGCUCGUCGAUGAAAAGUACUGGAACGAAGCGCUCGAGACGCUCGGCCAUCGCAUCGAAGCCGCCGCUGAGGCGCAGGACGUGGGCUUGAUCGUCUCGGCUGUCCUUGGGCUGCUGCGUGUGGUCGAAGUGCUGCCGACGGCGUUUCCGAGCCAAGCCAGCCUCUUUGGGAUGCACAUGGAGCACCUCCUCAGCCUCGUCUUUGAAGUUCAAACGUGGGACAUGGAGAACGAAGAGUCGCUGGACGGGUGGCACGGCGCGAUUCGCACGCUCCUGCAUGUGACCGAGACCAACCGCUACGUGUGGGAAAGCCUUGUUCCGUCGGUGCAAAAGCUCGUUGCCAUGUACCAGUCGCGCCUCUAUUGCGGGGUGAGCGACCGGUAUUUCGAGACGGUCGACGCCAAGCAAGAGUACUGGCAAGCCCAUUUGGGCCUACCCCUUCGCGACAGCGUCGCGCCGUGGGCACCGGGAUUUGAGCACGCACUCUCGACGUACUUGCAUGCCAAGAGCGAGGCGCUGAUCCCGAACGUGGCCGAGUUUACCGCGGUGCGUCAAUCGAUUUUCGAGCGCGUGAGCGGCGUUGUGAGCGCGCUGAGCUUUCAAGGCCACCGGGUGGGUCUGGAUGUGUUUGGGUCGUCCAACAACUUUUUUGGCACAAAAGACAGCGACAUGGACAUGUGCCUGGUGCUUCCGACCGGCGUUGAGCUUUCGCCGAUUCAAAAGCAAGAGAUGCUCAAGGCGUUGGUCGAGAAGCUCGACCCGGAGCUCUUCACCGACAUUGAUACGGGACGUCUCACGGCGCGCAUCCCGAUCGUCAUGUUCAAGGAUGCGACGUCGGGUAUCGACUGCGACAUUUGCGUGGAAAAUGCCCUGGCGCUGCGCAACACGCGGCUGCUGCGGACGUAUGCCCUUGCCGAUCCGCGCGUGCGUAUUCUGGCCUACUUUGUCAAGUAUUGGGUCAAGACGCGCGAAAUGAAUAACGCAGCGCAAGGCACGUUGAGCUCGUACGGCUACCUCCUCUUGCUCAUCCAUUAUCUCCAGCGCACGAGUCCGCCCGUGCUACCCGUGCUGCAGACGCUGCCGCCCCAGUGGCAAGGGGAAAUCUGGUGCCGCUGUUAUCGCGACGAGACAGAGACCACGACGGACCCGAGCGCGACGUGUCCCUACCGCCCCUGCAUGCUCAAGAGCCGCGACCAAGCUGACGGCCCGCGCCUGCCCCACGUGGCCUUUGGCGACGCGGAAACCUACUUUUUCGACCCGGUCCACGACGAGCACUGGCACGCGCUGCGCUCGUUUGGCGCGUGGAACCGCUCGAGCGUCGGGUCGCUCCUCCUCGGGUUUUUUAAGUACUAUGGCGACGUGGGCUUUGACUAUGCGCAUCACGUGGUCUCGGUGCGCAUGGGCCGGACGCUGCUCAAGGCCGAGAAGCCGCAGUGGAAGCAGCACCACCGUCUCGCGAUUGAAGAUCCGUUUGAGCUCGACUAUGACGUGGCCCACGUCGUCAAGGGCGCGCGGUUCAAGUAUGUUCGGCAGCAGCUCGCGCGCGCGUACUGGCUGUGCGUGCAGGCCAACAUGGAUGGCUAUGGCAUUGACGAGAUUAUGGACAUUCUCUGCGCGCCGAUCGAGCACAAGGACAAGGCCGCCGACGACGAAGCGGCGACCGACAAGUAGCUGUACAGAGCCAGAAUAAGCGCCAGAGGUCUUCUUCAAACCAUAAGAAACGAGUCGUUUGAAUCGUGUAUUCUGCAAUACAGCUCCUCCCGUACACUGA